Molecule: messenger RNA, 6937 nt
Organism: Neoarius graeffei (lesser salmon catfish)
Lineage: Eukaryota; Metazoa; Chordata; Actinopteri; Siluriformes; Ariidae
Gene: unc5b
Product: unc-5 netrin receptor B
Exons: 16
Coding region: 446-3370 (974 amino acids)
Biological process (GO): anterior/posterior axon guidance; netrin-activated signaling pathway
Cellular component (GO): membrane
Molecular function (GO): protein binding; netrin receptor activity
Source: RefSeq, a predicted model, not a curated record
GCGGACACCGGGCAGGAGAGUCGGGAGACUGCGCGCGCUCGGAGGAUGGACGCGCACAGAUAACAGUCGGCGCUGCCGGUGUGUGUGUGUGUGCGCGCGCGUGUGUGUGUAUGUGUGUGUGUGUGUGUGUGUGUGUGUACGUGUUUAAUCUUCACUACUGGUGUAUUGCUGUCGAAUUUGGUCUGGUUUGCGGAUGAAAAUGUACGAAUUAUUGUGAAGUUUUAAAAUGUGUCCAACUUUACGCACGCCCUUUAUUCCUGAGCGGCACAGUAAGUGGAACUUAACUGUAUUCGAUUGUUUGUGCAAAGUUUGACGAGACAGACUGAUUUUGCGGCUACGGAAGAAUAAACUCGCUCACUUUUUCCUGAGGAAAUAUCACUCCGUCUACCGAAAGAGACUUUUCAGCUCGAGAGCACCGGCGGCCGUUUGGCGUCAGCUGAGGAAGAUGCUGUGCGCGCGAGCUCCCGGCCCGCUGCUCGCGCUGCUGCUCAUCGGCGGAACCUUCAUGUGCAGUGCAGAUGGCAGUGACUACAGUGAAGUACUGCCGGACUCCUUCCCCUCUGCGCCAGCUGAGCCUCUGCCUGAGUUCCAGAGCGAGCCGGAGGACACAUUCAUCGUGAAGAACAGACCAGUGAAACUCUCCUGCAAAGCAUCUCCCGCCACCCAGAUCUACUUCAAAUGCAACGGCGAGUGGGUCAACCAGAACGACCACAUCACCAGAGAGAGCCUGGACCAGGUCACAGGUCUGGUGGUGCGUGAGGUAGACAUCUCAGUGUCCAGAGUCCAGGUUGAGGAGCUCUUUGGCUUGGAAGAUUACUGGUGCCAGUGCGUUGCCUGGAGCUCUGCGGGUACCACCAAGAGCCGCCGUGCAUACGUUCGCAUCGCAUACCUCAGGAAAAAUUUUGAGCAGGAGCCUCUCGGCAGGGAGGUGCGCCUGGAACAGGAAGUUUUGCUGCAGUGCCGCCCACCAGAAGGGAUCCCACCUGCUGAGGUAGAAUGGCUGAGGAAUGAGGAUCUUGUUGAUCCUGUGCAGGACUCCAACUUCCUUAUAACCAUUGACCAUGACCUCAUCAUCAAGCAGGCACGUCUUUCUGACACAGCUAACUACACAUGUGUGGCCCGAAAUGUGGUUGCCAAGCGACGUAGCAGCACCGCUACACUCAUCGUCUAUGUGAGUGGAGGCUGGUCAUCCUGGACAGAGUGGUCAGAGUGUAAUGCACGUUGUGGGCGGGGCUGGCAGCGACGGACACGUAGUUGCACCAAUCCAGCACCACUUAAUGGAGGUGCUUUUUGUGAGGGCUCACCCUUUCAAAGAGUCACCUGCACCACCCUCUGUCCAGUGGAUGGAGGCUGGACAGAGUGGGCUAAGUGGUCAGCAUGUGGGACUGAGUGCACACACUGGCGCAGCCGUGAGUGCCAGGCUCCUCCCCCACGUAAUGGAGGACGUCACUGCAGCGGCAGCAUGAUGGAGAGCAAGAACUGCACCGAGGGACUGUGUGCCCGCUAUAAAAAGGUUUCUGUUGAACAUACAAACCAUCUGGACACAGGCGUAGGAGUGGCUGUGUAUGCAAGGCUGGUGGGGGCUCUGUUGUUGUGUGUGAUCCUUGCGCUUGGUGUGGGCAUCCUGGCUUACCGUCGUAGUUGUCGCCAUUUCCAUGGAGAUAUCACAGACUCCUCAUCUGCCCUUGCUGCUGCCUUCCAUCCUGGCAAACCGCCAAGACAAGAUAACCUUCAUGUGCUACACUCCUCAGCUCCCCCUGACCUCACUGCUAGUGCCGGAACAUUCCGGGGGCCGAUCUUCUCCUCCCUGCAGCAGAGCACACUUGACUCACACCACAAGAUCCCCAUGACCAAUUCACCCCUGCUAGAUGCUCUGCCCAGCCUCAAGAUUAAAGUGUAUGAUUCCUCUACCAUGUCGUCUCUGGAGCUGCCCACCAGCCUAGGAUGUGCUGAUGAAGACAUCAUAAACUUGAAGAUGAUGGGCAGUGGUGCACGAGAGCCUCGCACACACACUCUUCCUGCUGAGCCGGGCCACAGCACCAGUGCCAUGCUUGGCAGCCUCGGCGGGCGCCUUACCAUCCCUAAUACAGGUGUGAGCCUGUUGGUGCCGCCAGGAACUAUUCCUCAGGGGAAAUUCUAUGAAAUGUAUCUCAUCAUCAACAAAUGGGAGAAGACUACGUUGCCAUCGGAGGGUGGUCAGACAGUCCUGAGUCCAGUGGUGAGCUGUGGGCCAUCAGCCAUGCUGCUAAGCCGCCCAGUCAUCCUCACCCUUCCCCACUGCGCCCACCUUGAGACUCCCAACUGGAGCCUCACUCUCAAAACACAGAGUAACCAAGGAGUCUGGGAGGAGGUGCUGACAGUAGGAGAGGAGAGUUUGUCCUCGCCAUGUUACAUGCAGCUGGAGGAACAGAGCUGCCAUGUUCUGAUGGAGCACUUAGGCACUUAUGGUCUGGUGGGACAGUCAGUUCCUCCACAGCCUGCUUGUAAGAGGCUGCAGCUCGCCCUGUUUGCACCCCGAGCUCCUUGCCUAUCUCUGGAUUAUAGUCUGAGGGUCUACUGCAUACAAGACACGCCAUACGCCCUAAAGGAAGUGUUAGAAUUAGAGCGAACACUUGGUGGGAUAUUAUUGGAGGAUCCUAAGUCACUCCUCUUUAAGGACAGUUACAGCAACCUGCGACUGUCAAUCCACGACAUCCCACACUCUCAUUGGAGGAGCAAACUUCUUGCCAAGUACCAGGAGAUCCCAUUCUACCACAUCUGGAAUGGGAGCCAGCGGCCCCUGCACUGCACCUUUAGCCUGGAGAGAGGCAGCCUGGCCGUGUCCCAGCUCAGCUGUAAGAUCUGUGUGAGACAAGUGGAAGGGGAGGGACAGAUAUUUCAGAUCCACACAGACAUCCAGGAGGUACAAAUGCUGUGGAAAGGAUUUGAUUGCAGCGCAAGUGCAAUUGGUGCUCAACUAACUUGCUCAAAACUGCUUAUUUGGAUGAAUCAUUUGUGUGUGUCCUUGUUUGUGCUUGUGCGUCAGACAUUGCCCCCCCAUUCACCGCUGCCUGCUGCAGGAACAAACCUGCCAUCAUCUCAGGUGGGUCCUUAUGCCUUCCGCCUGCCAGGCUCCAUCCGCCAAAAGAUUUGUGCCAGUCUUGAUGCCCCCAGUGCCCGCGGCUGUGACUGGAGACUGCUUGCACACAGUCUGGGCUUUGACAGGUACCUGAACUACUUUGCCACCAAGCCAAGUCCCACAGGUGUGCUGCUCGACCUAUGGGAAGCCUGUCACCACGGUGAUGCCGACCUGGUCUCCCUGGCGACUGCCCUGGAAGAGAUGGGCAAGAGUGAGGUCUUAGUUGUCAUGACAACAGAUGAGGACUGCUGAUUGGGUAAUCAGAACCUGUAAAAUGAAAAGAAAUGUGCCACCAUGAAUAAAGCAAUCAUUAAUGCCAGCGGAUGGGCAUAAAGAUCUGACCACACACCCUGACUCAUUUAACCGUGUGUGCGCACAGAAACUACUGAGCUGCAAGCCACUGGCUCCAUGAUCUCUCAGUCUUACACACACUACUGCACUCAGUCACAAUGGACAUGAACCAAAAAAAAACGUGAUGUCAUUUGAAGGAGAACAUUUUUUAAUCUUAAUGUAGGUAGCAGGUUUAAAUCUUAGCCUGUCUGCAUAAAUUAUAUGUACAAGCUCAUGAUUCAAGGAUGCUUUUUGCCCCCUCAGACGUGAAUAAUUUUUCAUCUAAACACAGGCGCACACACACUCAGACUACAUGCUGGAAGCCAAGUGUGAAAGUGCAUGAUUAAGCAUCAUUUAAAGUCGUGAUUGAGUUUUUGUUUCUUAGUGAUUAUUGGAGGCUUAAAGUCACCAUCAAACAGACUCUGGAGUGAAGCAUGUUCACAAGCUGCUCACACACACACGUCCGUACACAGUUACACAGAAUAGAGUGUUGAUAAUAAAGCAGCAAGCUGCCAAAUUAACCAGACAUAGACUCCGAAACAGUAGUCCUGCAAUAGUUAUUAGUUUUGCCAUUUUCAUGUAAAACACAUUGAGAAUAGCCUGUAGUGAACCCGACAGUGGACUUCAGCUGUUUAGCAAAAUCCUUGACAUGUUUAUGAUGAGCAAAAAGAAACAGAGAGCUUUUUGUUGUUGCAAGAAAGUAAGGAUGUACCGAUUACACUUUUCCCAUUUUCAAUACAAUAAGUAUUGCGUAUCUCCUAGUACCUGAUACUGAUUCAGUACUGACAUCCUUAGAGGAAACAAGCCAAAUGUCUGCAAGCUGCUGUUGCCUAGUUAUGCAAACUAUCAGAGAAAUGAUGGUGCUGUGUUCAAGUCAGCAUCACUCACCAUCAUGACAAAACACAUCAGAGGAUCAGAUGUCAAAUCAGGUUCUAGAACAGCCCUUUGUAUCAGGGGAGUAUCAGUGCAUCUCUAGAGGAAAGCUUUUAUGAACUGCAUUUCCCUUUUACUUAAUUCUAGUCAUCUUGGUUGCUUUUAAUGAAAUUUUCUCUUCAACACAUCAUAGAAAAUGCAGAAGAGCUAUCACACAAAAGUUUCCUAUAGGGAACGAACGCUUUCAUUUACUGUCCAUAUUAGUGGAUUGUUGUUUCAUUCUUUCUUGCUGUAUCUGCUGUUAAUGUUAUUGAGUAGAACCUCUGCAUCUGUGCUUGACUGCUGUUACAUUGCAUUGCACAAGCAGGGAGUGGUUCAAAAGUGCUUCAUGUUAUGUGGCAAGCUUUUCUAAACGCUGUGUAAUACAUCACAAGUAAACUGUCAUUUCAGGAAUUGAAACAGACAUGAAAAAUGUGAGCUCUGUUUCUGUGAUCUUGUGUUUGGGUUCAACUCGAGCCAUUAAUCACUGCUCAGACCAUGAGGUCAGUCAAUUGUAGGCCUUGUGUUAAGUGUCUUUGGAAAUGGCAUGGCUGCUCUUUGGACUGCAUUGUGUCACGUUCACUGUCUUCUCUGACUGUGGGUUGGAAAUGUUACUAUAGUGUGAAACUAACAGCUAUGACUGUCAUGGGCCCUUUACCAUUUGUCCAUUUUGACGUUGUAUCAUUUGCAUAUUGUGACCUUAAUAUUAUAAGGUUCAGUCUGGCAUUUUGGCCAGAAAUGAGUUCAGCACAUUAGUUGGAACAUAACUUCACUUAUUAUUCUCUCUCUCUCUCUCUCUCUCUCUCUCUCUCUCUCUCUCUCUCUCUCUCUCUCUAUUUUACAAGCUUCAAGAUUUCUAAUUCAAUAUUUUAAGGAAAGUUGCACAUCUAAAAUGUACUUGGAUUCUAUCACAGCCAGUCAUAAUUGUAGAUAAAUUAUUAAUAAAUAAUUUUACUAAUUGUAAAAUAUUGCCAAUCAAAGUCCACCCAGUUUAAUACAUACAUCAGAAGGGAAAAAACAUUUAAGUGUUAAAAGUGCUAAUUUAAUUCAUUCUAGUAGUGUAGUAUAAAAAAAAAAAUCCUUUGUCUUAGUCUAGUGUAUUUACAGCUUUAACAAUGUUUUAAACUUCAGAAAAAAAUUGAAAAAGCCUCGAGCACAGUAGAAAGCUCAGUAAUGCUAGCGGUAAAUAAUAGGCAGCACCUACCUACCUCCAAUAACGUGUUUUUUUUAUUUUCUGCAGUUGCUCAGAGUGGAAGCAGGACUAAAUAUUAACUAGGUAUAGAUAUAUUAAGCAGAUAUACUACAUGGAUAAUACAUGUGGCACCUAUUGGUUUCACUGCUUGUAGCUUUAUACUUUUCUGAGUAAAAAUUUAGUUUAAAGUUGCCCCCCUGCCCAAAAAACAACAGUAUGUUUACUGUAAGAAUGACUUCAUGUUAAAUCAUUUCAGAAGAGAAAUGCUGUAUGAGAAAACAUAGCCUAUUGGAGUGCAAAUAUGUUGAUGUGCCAUUUAUGUUUUAAAACAAAUUACGGAAUUGCAAUCAUGUUAAUGAUUUGAUAACCAAUCAUUUCCUACCUGGUCAAAUACCCACUUUUUAAACAUCUCAGGGUUUUAAUAAUGUACAUGUGAAGCACUCUGAAACUCUACACCCUACUGAAAUAUAAAUAUGGAUGUUACUACUGUAGCUGUUGCUAGCUGAAACAUCAGACCUUUGAUGCUUGAUAUAUAUUUUUUAAAAAAAGUCUUUUCAUCCACAUAGAACAGUAUAAUUCUAAGGUCACAAUAUGUCUGUUAAAUUUUUUUUACAGCCAUUUCUUUGUAAAAGUGUUGAGAAAUCCUCCAGAAAAAAAGCAGUAUCUGUCCAUCUUUCUGGGAAAGUAAUUUUUGUAGUGUGUGCACAUGUGCUGUUGAAUGCGUGCUGGUUUAAGGGCCUCAUUUUGUAGCAGUUUCUUUUACCUUUUUAUGUAAAUUCUAUGCAAGUACAAAACGAGUAAGUUUGCAGACCUCCUUAAAGUUUUCCGCUGGAUGCGCAAGUGUCAGAUUGGAAAAUGUCAUGCUGUUAUACUGACACAUGCUGGAACAGGCCUUCAGGAUAAAAAGGUUGUCUGAGGCUCAUCAGCAGAGACAACCAAUAUAAAAUGACUCCAUAUAAAGUUGGGAUUAUAACUGAUGUCCAUGUGCUCUUUGCUGCUUUCUCUGAGCUGCGUGGAGGAAUUCUGCCAUCAAUAGACAAAAUUAAAUAUUCUUUCUGAGGAGGGGUAAAUUAGGACCUCUACCCAUGAAAAAGAUUGGCAGUUAUGACACUGUAGAUUGUAAAGAAAGCUCCUAAGCACAUGGAUUUGUUUGGGGAAACUACUUCUUCUAACCUGGACACAACAUCCUUCAGGUAUGAGACAUGGGACUGCAUCUGAUCUCAUCCUUAUAAGCUCCACCUCUUCCUGGAUGUUGGUUGCUUUUCACAAACCCUGAGUGAUUUUGUUUUGAUGUCAUACCAGGACUCUGAGGUCUUCUUUUUUUUGUUGUUGUUUGUUUGUGUGUUUCAUUUAAACACUGUAAAUGUCUAUUGUACAUAAAUGUU